Messenger RNA from Columba livia (rock pigeon), 5429 nucleotides. RefSeq names its product ankyrin repeat domain 13C (gene ANKRD13C). Gene Ontology annotation, biological process: protein retention in ER lumen. NCBI's taxonomy places the organism in Eukaryota, Metazoa, Chordata, Aves, Columbiformes, Columbidae. Gene Ontology annotation, cellular component: cytoplasm. The transcript has 13 exons. Gene Ontology annotation, molecular function: signaling receptor binding. The record is from RefSeq and is a predicted model, not a curated record. The coding region runs from base 188 to 1732 and encodes 514 amino acids.
CCGGGAAGUCUCGCCUUCGCCCCGCGUCUCUCGCGGGAGCAUUCGGCCAAGAUGGCGGCGCUGCCGGGCCGUUGAGCGGCUCCGGGCAGGAGGGGGAUGCCGGCGGGACGGGACUCGCCGCCGCGGCUCUGAACGCAUCGACCCUCCGGCUGCGGCGAGCCCGCCCGGCGGGGCCCCGCCGCCGGCGAUGACCGGAGAGAAGCUGCGCUCGCUGCGCAGGGACCACAAGCCCGGCAAAGAGGACGGGGACCUGCUGGCGCCCGGAGAGGAGGAGGCGGCAGCCGCGCCCGGAGGCAUCUUCACCGGGGGGCGCGGGAGCAGCGGCAAGGGCGGUCGGGCCGGGGGCCACCGCGUCUUCAGCAACCACCACCGGCUGCCGCUCAAAGGGGGCCCGGCGGCCGGCGGGACGGGCCCGCCCGCCGAGCCCGACAAGUGCCCGGCCAACUUCCCCGUCCAUGAGUGCGUCUUCAAGGGGGACGUGCGGCGGCUGUCGGCCCUCAUCCGCACCCAGGGCAUCGGUCAGAAGGACAGUCACGGAAACACUCCUUUACAUCUUGCUGUGAUGCUGGGACAUAAAGAAUGUGCCCACUUGCUUUUAGCCCACAAUGCUCCAGUGAAGGUGAAAAAUGCUCAGGGAUGGAGCCCUCUCGCAGAAGCCAUCAGCUACGGAGACAGACAGAUGAUUACAGCUCUCCUAAGGAAGCUUAAACAGCAAUCCAGGGAAAGUGUUGAAGAAAAGCGACCUCGAUUAUUAAAAGCCCUGAAAGAGCUAGGUGACUUCUACCUAGAGCUUCACUGGGAUUUUCAAAGUUGGGUGCCUUUACUUUCCCGAAUUCUGCCUUCUGAUGCAUGUAAAAUACACAAACAAGGUAUAAAUAUCAGGCUGGACACAACUCUCAUAGACUUUACCGACAUGAAGUGCCAACGGGGGGAUUUAAGCUUCAUUUUUAAUGGUGAUGCCGCACCCUCUGAAUCUUUUGUAGUUUUAGACAAUGAGCAAAAAGUUUACCAGCGAAUACAUCAUGAGGAAUCUGAGAUGGAAACAGAAGAAGAGGUUGACAUUUUGAUGAGCAGCGAUAUUUACUCAGCAACAUUAUCAACCAAAUCAAUUACGUUCACGCGUGCCCAGACAGGAUGGCUCUUCCGAGAGGACAAAACAGAAAGAGUAGGCAACUUUUUGGCAGAUUUCUACUUGGUGAAUGGACUUGUAUUAGAAUCGAGGAAAAGAAGAGAACAUCUCAGUGAGGAGGAUAUUCUUCGAAAUAAAGCGAUCAUGGAGAGCCUGAGCAAAGGUGGCAACUUAAUGGAACAAAAUUUUGAGCCUGUCCGCCGGCAGUCACUCACUCCGCCAUCCCCCAACACCAUUACGUGGGAAGAGUACAUCUCUGCGGAGAACGGAAAGGCUCCUCACCUGGGCAGAGAGCUGGUGUGCAAAGAAAGCAAGAAAACCUUCAAAGCCACAAUAGCUAUGAGCCAGGAAUUUCCCCUAGGGAUUGAAUCAUUGUUGAAUGUUUUAGAAGUAAUUGCACCCUUCAAGCACUUUAACAAACUUAGAGAAUUUGUUCAAAUGAAGCUUCCACCAGGCUUUCCUGUAAAAUUAGAUAUUCCUGUAUUUCCCACCAUCACAGCCACUGUGACUUUUCAGGAGUUCCGUUACGACGAGUUUGACGAAUCCAUCUUCACAAUUCCUGAGGACUACAAGGAGGACCCCAGCCGCUUCCCCGACCUCUAACUCAACUGGAAGGUUCCUGGUGCACAGCCCACCAGCGACCACGGUGACAGCAAACGGUGCACACAGCCCACAGUCACAGGCAAAGUGGGUUGUAAAGGAAGGGAUAAACUUAAUAAUGCAGAAGAAAAGGGAACAUGCAUCAAAUGACUGAUGUAUUGAUACUAUAAUGGGCAUCUAAUCUUGUUCCUGAUUUACAGCAAGUCUCCUUCUCACUUUUCUACAUCCAGUACUGCAAGUGUGCUAGUCUGACACCUCAGCAACCCUGAGAACACGUAACAGCCGUGAGGACUAUCAUUCGUUUUUAAAGUUUUUUACACUACUUGGUGAUACAAAAAGCACUCUUGGACCAUUAGCGUCAAAGUUGAGAUGUCUUAGCUGGAUAUUAGCCCUAUAAAACAGCCCACCAUACUUAAGGUGACCAUAUUAUAUUCUUUCAAGCUUUGUUUUCAUGGAUUGUAAACUAUGUAUCAUUAUGUAUAGUUCAGUAAUUUGAAUGUUAGUUGAACGUAUAUUAGAAGGAAUGCAUUUUCUGUAGAUGAAUGAACCAAAUGGCGACCAUUAAACGAUUGUGCUUGGAUCCUGCAGUGCAGGUGGGAGGCGGCGUUUGCUGCGUGGGGAGCGCAGUCCCUCCAGUGCAGCCUUUCCCUUCCCCACGGAGCCGUUUGUCCAUCCUCCUGGCGCCGGCUCUGCCGCUGUGCUGAGGUUCAUCACCCAGAAAUUGUCCCUUUUUUCUUCUUGUCUCACGCUCCCUUAAGAGACUUGCUGAGCGUCACCUGGCUUGUCUUGCAUUUGCAUUCAGCAGCCACUCGAGCGCAUGGGAUGUACAGAAAGUUACUAGAACAAUAAGCUCGAGCAUUAAAUUUUCAUAUAAGCAAAAGUUUCUCUUGAAGUUAGUUUAAUUGUAGUGCACAUUGAAUAGGGCUCGCACUGGGAUAUUUGAUAUGCACAUGCCUUAGGAUGUUUCCAGAUUAAUUUCCUUCCUCUCAAUGUUUUGACUAGGUAGGUAUUUCAGUACUCCGGCUUCUUGAGCUGAUUCUUAUUCCAAGUGGUUCCAGUCUCCUAAUUCGACAAUAAUCCAGCUUUUUGGUUUGUUAGGAAGAAUUUGUGCAAAAGGCUAAUGGUGCUAUUUGUUUGUAUUAAGAAAUUUAGAUUAAAGUGCUGUGGUGUAAUUGUACAAAAAUGUAAAUAUUUUCAAAAUUAUAUUCUUUGUGCACUGUAGUUAAAACUUUUUCUGGAAAUCAAUAGAGUUAAGCAUCAAAUGUUACGUUAAAGAGUGUGAUCAGUGCUAGUGCAGGUGCCCAGCCCGGCUGACCGAGCGGCGGAGGCAACUCCUCGCAGGCAAUAAAGUAGAAUCUGUCUGUAUAAAACCCAAAGCGGCUGUUCCAGCUCUGUCCGAGUCCCGGGCAAUCAGAUGGACAGAAAUCGGGAGCAGAGGUUGAUCCCGUUCCCGUGUCGCUGUCACCCUGCGCUGGGCAGGUGAGUGGCGAGUGCUCUGCAGACUGGGAUUGAUGCGCUGGAGCUACCAACUCGAAAUCAGAAAUAAAACUAUGGGGGGGGGAAAGCAAAGGGAACUGCAGAAUUGUGAUUGUUGAAAUACUGUGUCAGAAGCAGAUGUGGAACAUGUGGCAGGAAUGAUGGAACUUGUUCUUCCAAGUAAUUAUGAAUUCCUGAAGUGUGUUACAUCUGUAGUGUGCGCUGACCUCCGCCUCCUGCUGCUCCGAGAGGCAGCUGAGGUCCUGACAAAGGGUACCCAGGGCUGGGAAGGCUCAGCAAAUGCGGAGCAAUGUCUCUGCACAAGGUGAAUGUCAGAAAUCCCUUCUCUCAGUGUUCCAGGGAAAGAACCAUGUGUUUCAUGUUACUUUGCAUUUUUGGUUAUUCUGGAUUGCCAUGACAGAGCUUGCUGCCGCAGGAAGGAGCGCACGUAGCUGGAGCGGUGGACUUCAGAAAAAAGAACAAAAGCUUUUUGUGUAGCCUGACAUAAAGCAGCGGGUUCUGUGGACCAGCCCGUGUGUUCGGUGGAGCCCACCGCAGCCUGUGGAUACGUUUCCUCUGCUUUCCAUGGGCUCUGGCUGCAGAUCUGGUGGGUUUUUUAACCUUUGCAAUUACAUUACUAACUUUGAUACAUUUUAAGAUUUGCAGGAACUUUUUAUAGUGGGUUGCCACAUUAAGGCUUGCUGUAAUCUGGAGUGUCAGCAAAGGCUGGACACAGGUUUGGCUGUCGUGUUUUUACGUUAUUAUGGUGACCGUUCCCUGCUGCUGCUUUUGUUCUUAGUGCGGAGCUGAACGAUCUGACUCAGACUGUCCUGUCCAGCUCAGUGACAGUUUCCAGGUUCCUGUGACAGCCUCAUGGCAUGAGGCUUCAACUGUUCCUUGGUACAUUUCCUUCUGACUUUUGGUGAUGUGUCUCCUGUCUGAAUCAUUCCUGGUGAUGAGCUUUGAAAUGUGAAUCAGGGACACCCAGGCCGUGGUUUCCUGAGGGAUUUGCUGUAGGAAUCCCUGUUAGUGAGCGGGACGUGGGGCUGAGCGGGGAUGGUGGCAGCGCUAAUAGAAAUAUUCCAUGCACUGUUGUUUGUUUUGCUUGCCAGGAUGUUUGUGUCGCCCUGUGCUGGUUUGUGGGUCUGGAUGUGUUGGGUGAAGCGCCUCUAGCAGAGGAGCCUCCAUCGGGUGCUGCCGGCAUCUCCUGCUCAGAUGCCCUUUGGAAAUCCGUUUUUCCUACAACUUCAUUUUUGGUUUUCCCCUCAUCUUUUCCUGUAGCCCCUGUUGGGUGUUCAGGGCUGGUUUUCACCUGUGAACUUACCACAGGGGGUUUGCAGAGCUUGUCUCCACUGCUGGGCAGCAAGGAGUGGGUUGGCUGCAACACCUCACUGUCACUUGUGUAGGGACGUUAAUAGCAACGAGGAGCCCAGGAAUGCAUUAAUAAGAAUGUCUGGGUGACUCAAAAUGCUGUGGUGUAGGGCAGCGCUCUGCUCAACACAGGCGGGAUGACAAUGGUUUGGGUAGGAAUCGCCUGACAAGACACACUGACACCAUGGUGGCCUUUGGGGUGACGCUGAGAACGGGGCGAGUGGAGGAGGGAUGCCCGACCCCUGCACAUCUGAGCUUGUGUUCUUCUGUUUUCUGGUGGCUGCAAGGUGGUUUUUUAAUGAACAAGUAUUAAAAGUCACCCAUCAGUGUGGUAACUGAAAUAAUAAGAAAUUGUUGCAAAAGAAUUCCUGGGGUUGUUUCUUAACCAAACUGUUCCACUGGUCUUCCAAAACAUUGCUUUACUUUGUGGCAAAGGGAAUGUGUUUUUCCUUUCAAGGAGCUGCUGUUCCAGUCACUGUCCUCACUUUACUGCCAUUCUUCAUUUAUAUAUUGAAAUUAUUUGUUACAAAAAAGCUCUGGAUAUGUUCGUGCUGGAAACCCACCUUGUUGAGUUGAUAUUCAAAGCAACUGUCUGGUUUUUAAAUGUAUUUGUUCUUGAGUUGUAAGUCAUGCAAGGAUAACUGCAUUAUUUAAUCUGUAUUAACAAAUUUCCUGUAAUGCUGCAGUUUCACAUUUAUUUUCCUUACGAUUUGUAAUUAUCAUGGAAACAAUGUCACUUUUUUGCAUUUUACUAGUUGUCUGGUCCAUGUUUUUAACUUACCUUCACUGAUAGUAACUUUUGGUUGUAUCAUUUGUUAGAAUAAAGACCAAAAUACGCUGUUUGAUUCUUAAA